AUGUAUCUCUAUCUUUAUUUUUUAAGCUCCGCCUCCUACGUGGUCAUGAUGAACCUCGCCCUAUCAGACGGGAGCUUCUCCCUUACCCUUCCACUGCGAUUGGCUUAUUACUUCAGGGGCGGGGUUUGGGACUUCCCUGAUUGGCUGUGCCGACUGUGCGUCUACGGCUUCUACCUCAACCUGUACACGAGCAUCCUCUUCCUCACUCUACUGAGCGUGCUCCGUUGGCUCGCCGUGAACCACCCAUUACGUCACCGAGAUCUGGUCACGCCCCCUCGAACCUUAUUGGUCUGUCUGGGAGUCUGGCUGUUUGUGGGCGUGUCUUCUGUCCCCUUCUUGUUCAAUAAUGGGGUGACGGACAGGGCGGGGUCUCUUCGUUGCUUCGAGCCAUCUAGCCCCUCCUGGGGGCGUCUCCUGAUCUUAAACUAUGUGGCGUUGGCUUUCGGCUUCCUGCUCCCGUUCCUCACGAUCAUCGUGUGCUACAGCCGGAUCGUCUGUCACCUGACGUCCCGCUUCGACGUCCAUGGCGGCGCUCGCCGUUGCAACAGGCGGCGCUCAGUGCGCCUGGUCGCGAUGGUGACGGCGACCUUCCUGCUCUGCUUUCUGCCCUACCACGUGAUACGAACCCUGCACCUGCACGCCGUGUGCGGCGGGUGGGACUGUGAGGUCACGGUGGCGCUGCAGCGGGCGGUGGUGGUGACGCUGUGUCUGGCGGCCUCCAACAGCGUGGUCAACCCGCUGCUGUAUUACUAUGCCACCGGGACGUUCAGGGGCCACAUGAGGGACGCUCAUUUGUCCCUGAGGAGGUCCAAGAGGCCCCAAGUGACUCUGGUGAGCAGGAAGAACACCAACGCCUGACCCCCCAAAGCCUGAGCCCUGAACCCCUAAGCCUGAACCCCAAAGCCUGAACCCUGAACCCCUAAGCCUGAACCCCAAAGCCUGAACCCUGAAACCCUAAGCCUGAACCCCAAAGCCUGAACCCUGAACCCCUAAGCCUGUGGUUACCCCGUGUUAACCCCAUGUUAACCCCAUGUUAACCCCGUGGU
This is a messenger RNA of Cyclopterus lumpus (lumpfish), 1046 nucleotides long. RefSeq names its product cysteinyl leukotriene receptor 1-like. Gene Ontology annotation, biological process: G protein-coupled receptor signaling pathway. The coding region runs from base 1 to 858 and encodes 285 amino acids. Gene Ontology annotation, cellular component: plasma membrane. Lineage: Eukaryota; Metazoa; Chordata; Actinopteri; Perciformes; Cyclopteridae. The transcript is spliced from 5 exons. Gene Ontology annotation, molecular function: G protein-coupled receptor activity. The record is from RefSeq and is a predicted model, not a curated record.